This is a messenger RNA of Equus quagga, 1359 nucleotides long. RefSeq names its product U-scoloptoxin-Sm5a-like. The record is from RefSeq and is a predicted model, not a curated record. The transcript has 5 exons. NCBI's taxonomy places the organism in Eukaryota, Metazoa, Chordata, Mammalia, Perissodactyla, Equidae. The coding region runs from base 120 to 464 and encodes 114 amino acids.
CACUGGAAUCUCGCAUAGUCUGAUGAAACCCUCGUCCUAGUGGAUCAAGCAAGCACCUCUCAGCGGAUGGAAGAGUAUUUCAAGGUUAGUGUUCACAGAAGUAAGAAAUCUCAGUCAAGAUGGAUUCUGUCCUAAAGUGGUUUGGCAAAGAUGAUGACAAAGAGAAGGAGCAGCAGAAAGAGAAGGGGAAGCUGCAGAGUAAGCCAUGUGAGGAGCAGCAGAAGAAGGUGGAGCAGAUGCAGGAGGACAAAGGCAGCGAGAGUGACAGCAGCAGCAGCGAAGAGGAGCCAGCACAAGUUCCAAAAAGAGGCACCAGACUGUGGUCUUGGACUCGCAGCACGCCAAGAGCACCAGGGAAACCGAGUCCUGAAGUGGGAAGGGACUUGUCAGAGGUCAUGUUGAGAGAGCAGAGCGGGAACCAGGAGAUGAUCACCAAGAAAAAGAAGAAGAAAUGCUUCAAUUAACCGCAGGAGUGGCUGAUAUGGGAGCCUGGAGCAAGAGCACAGGAGAGAUUGGAGAAAGGGCAGUCAGGGGAGAGGGAGUGAAGGAGGAAUGUUACAGAAUGAAACUGUCCACGUACGCUAGUCUAGCCUUUUGUGUUAUCAUUUCAUUUAGGUUAUUAUUAUUAUUUUUUUGGUGAGGAAGAUUGACCCUGAGCUAACAUCUGUGCCCAUGUUCCUCUGUUUUGUAUGUGGGAUGUCGCCACAGCAUGGCUUGACAAGUGGUGUGUAGGUCUGCACCUGGGAUUCAAACCUGCAAACCCUGGGCUGCUGAGGUGGAGCCUGCGAACUUAACUGCUGCACCACUGGGCCGGCCCCCCAUUUAGGUCAUUUUUGACACAAGUGUCCUAGCAACAACACAACCCUCAUAUUUUUUGAGCACCUGCUAUCUCACAGUCAUGGUGCUCAGAGCUCUUCUCAAUCAGUCAGUGUAAUCCCUCAGACAACCCAUUAGGUCUGUAGGAUCAUCCUUCUAAACUAGAAAACAGGUCUGGAGCACUUAAGAGACUUGCCCAAAGUCAGCACGGCAGUGGGGGUGGGUGGUGGGGAGGAGAGCGUCAACCCUGAGUAUUUGACCAUAUUACCCAUCCACACGUGAAACACAAGAAAGCCCCGAGCCCAUCAUGUGAAGGCUCACUGUGUCUCCCUCAGGGCCCUCCCAGCCCCCACCAACCUAACACAAAGGAGCUACAACUAGAUCAGAGCAUCAUGGGACGAACUCAGCUUGACCAGAAUCCUGUGGCAUAUGCAGGGAGGAGAGUGGGGUGGAAGGACGCUUGCAGGCCCCAGGGGCAGGAGAGGAGCUUGGUUCCCAGCCCUGCCAAUGAGCCAAGGGGAGACCUCCAGCACAUCUCUUACU